GUCCUUUUUCAGUAUGAUAUUGAGUUCUGUGUAGUUAAGUCGGAAUAUUUCGUAUAGUUCUCGUCGACUGUCGUGUGACAUUUGUUCUUCAAUUCAGAAACGCAUAUUGAAACACAGCGAUAAUACAAAUUACGAAUAUUCAAUAUAAAUAAUACCAAAAGGAAAAAUAAAAACAAAACAAAACCAAAAUCAAUUCAAAUUAAAAAUUCAAAUUCGCUUCAAAAAUAUAUAUUACAAAUAUAUAACAAAAAAAUUUAAUCAAAUCAAAUUCGCCACCAAAAAUCGCAAAACAAAGUUUACAAAAUUCGUUUACUCAAAAUCCCCUCCAAAACACAAACUACAACUAAUUCAAAAAACCCUUAAAAUAAAUUAUAAAAUAAAAUAUAUAUAACUGUUAAAUCUCGAACACAAAUUUUAAUUUGAUUUUUAGAAACGAGCAGAGAAAUCAUAGAGAAGGAAAGGAAGCUAGAGAAGAGAGAUAGACGCGUGUGUUUAAAUACUGGAAAAUACAGAUAAGAUAAAUUAUUAUAAACACUAAGCCAUACACACAUUAUAGCAGGCUAACAACCACCACACCGAAAAUACAUUCAAAUCAAUAAGUAACAAGUACAGAGAGAAGACAGCAGUUCAAGUGAAAAAAAAAAAACAAAAAACAAAAAACUUACAGAAAACAAAAGUGCUUAAAAGUAAUCAAAACAAAAACUUAGACAAAUAAACAACGGCCAUUUUCCGAGGAAGAAAACUUAAAGGCUUCCAGCAGAAUCGGUGAAAAUCGUUAACAAUUUUUUCUCGCAAAGGCGCCACGUCCAAGAGCAAAUCGUUCCAUAUGGUUCAUAUUAUUGAAUUGGUCGGCCAGCCGAAGGUUGAGUUUGCUCAACAAGUUACUGUAAGUUGCCAUCAUCCAUUAAUACCACCAGCCAUCAAAUUAAUGAACCGUGCUUUACAGCUGAAGCCAGCUGAAAAUGAAAGUCGCAGCGAGCAUUUAGAUCGCAAGCUGUUCGUUGGCAUGCUCAGCAAACAACAGACCGAAGACGAUGUUAGACAAAUCUUCCAUCCGUUCGGCACUAUAGAGGAGUGCACCAUACUUCGUGGCCCGGACGGUGCUAGUAAAGGCUGCGCUUUCGUCAAAUUUGGUUCGCAGCAGGAGGCCCAGUCAGCAAUAACCAACCUACACGGAAGUCAAACUAUGCCGGGUGCAUCCUCCAGCCUGGUCGUAAAAUACGCCGACACGGAGAAGGAGCGACAAAUAAGGCGCAUGCAGCAAAUGGCCGGUCACAUGAACCUACUGAAUCCGUUUGUCUUUAAUCAAUUCAGUCCGUACGGCGCCUACGCUCAGCAGCUUCCCUCUCCUCCGGAAUUGCAGCAACAGCAACAGGCCGCCUUGAUGGCCGCCGCUGCCACGGCACCCGGAUCCGCAGCCGCCUACAUGAACCCCAUGGCGGCUCUGGCAACGCAGAUACCUCAUGGCCUAAAUGGCACUGGACAGCCACCGUCGCUGCCCUCGCCGACCAUGCCCAAUUUCAACAUGGGCGCCAAUACGCCUAACGGACAGCCUGGCGGUGCAGCUGCAGCUGCUGCUGCGGCGGCUGCUGCGGACGGCGUCUUCACGAACGGCAUUCCACAAACGGCAUUCCCAGGACCCACUGAACUACUUCUUGCAGAUCCGCUGCACUUGACCAUACCGCCACAAGGUUUGCCAAACGGCGAUGCUGCUGCCCUGCAACAUGCCUUCCCUGGUCUGCCACCGUUUCCAGGAGUUGCCUUUCCCGCCGUCUAUGGACAGUUUCCACAAGCUUUACCACCUCCCCUAGCGGCGGUUGCACCCACUCAGCGUGAAGAUUUUCUGAUGUUCCCAGGAUGUUCGAUAUCCGGACCCGAGGGCUGCAAUCUCUUCAUCUACCAUUUGCCCCAAGAGUUUGGCGACGCCGAGUUAAUGCAAAUGUUCCUGCCCUUUGGCAAUGUGAUCAGCUCCAAGGUCUUCAUUGAUCGUGCUACAAACCAGAGCAAAUGUUUCGGUUUUGUUUCAUUCGAUAAUCCCGCCAGCGCUCAAGCGGCCAUUCAGGCCAUGAAUGGCUUCCAGAUUGGCAUGAAAAGACUGAAAGUUCAAUUGAAGCGGCCAAAGGAUGCCAGUCGACCCUAUUAACAAUCGGAGUUCCUUAAACGCAAUUUACAACAACCAACUGGAGCAACAACAUCAGCAACAGCCGCUUUGCCAACAACUAACGCAUUUUCCGCAGCCACGCCUACAUCGGGAAUAACCUCAGCAUCAGCAGCGACAACAGCAGCAGCAGCAGCAGCAGCAGCAGCAGCCGCAGCCCACUAUAAUAACCUUACCAACAGCUUUAGGCCAACUUUACCCCGAGAAAGUUCCAAUCACAAUGCCCAUAUGCCCUAUACAUUUGCCAGCUGGCGUAGCGGUACUUAUUGCUAUCGUAAUAGCAACAACAACAACAAUAACGACAACUGCAGCGACAACAAUAACAACAACAACAACAACAACAGAAAUGAUCCCGAGUCUCAGUCCCAUAACGAUCAACAAACCAAUACCAAUUGCUCCAAAGUUGAACUGGUCGAGAGACUAUUCAUGUGGCAGCAGCAGAAGCGAAAGGCCUAAAUAUGCAGCAACAACAACAUCAAACACAACAGCAACCACAACAACUGCAGCUACAAUAAGGAGCAACUAUUGAUGGGAUGGUCGUCAGCCAUGCUAUGUGAAAACGAUUAUAGAAAUUAAACACAUGCAAAGCGUAUGUAAAAAAAAAAA
Messenger RNA from Drosophila eugracilis, 2764 nucleotides. RefSeq names its product CUGBP Elav-like family member 4 (gene bru3). Bases 827 to 2143 code for a protein of 438 amino acids. The transcript is spliced from 13 exons. NCBI's taxonomy places the organism in Eukaryota, Metazoa, Arthropoda, Insecta, Diptera, Drosophilidae. The record is from RefSeq and is a predicted model, not a curated record. Gene Ontology annotation, cellular component: cytoplasm; ribonucleoprotein complex; nucleus. Gene Ontology annotation, biological process: regulation of alternative mRNA splicing, via spliceosome; mRNA splice site recognition. Gene Ontology annotation, molecular function: mRNA binding.